Messenger RNA from Cyclopterus lumpus (lumpfish), 2174 nucleotides. It is a transcript of the gene cptp, whose product is annotated as ceramide-1-phosphate transfer protein. Gene Ontology annotation, biological process: ceramide transport; intermembrane lipid transfer. Gene Ontology annotation, molecular function: ceramide 1-phosphate transfer activity; ceramide 1-phosphate binding. Gene Ontology annotation, cellular component: membrane; cytoplasm; cytosol. The record is from RefSeq and is a predicted model, not a curated record. NCBI's taxonomy places the organism in Eukaryota, Metazoa, Chordata, Actinopteri, Perciformes, Cyclopteridae. The transcript has 2 exons. The coding region runs from base 241 to 891 and encodes 216 amino acids.
GAGUCUGCGCACUAGAGGCGGAUCGGGAAUGACCUGUCGAUCCACUGAGAUGAAGACUCUCGCUUAAAUUUCCUUUUUUUCCUCCGAAUUUGUUUUGCAGCUGAUGUGUUCGGUCCCUGGACUUACACCUCAAUACUUACAUGAGUUACGACCUCCAGUUUGUUGGUAGCCGUUCGUCACAUUUGCACAUUCAUUUGUUGCCUUUUGGCUUUUGUCGAUAGCACUUCCGUAUAGAAAACCAUGGCUGGCACCGAAGAAGACCAGAAAUUCUGCUUGCAGGAGGUGCUCGACACUUUCAAGUUGUGUUUGUCGGAGAACAAGGAAGUCUAUCUUGAACACUACGUCGCAGGGUGGCGUGGUCUUGUAAAAUUUCUGAACAGCUUGGGGAGCGUGUUUGGAUUCAUCUCCAAGGAUGCUGUCAACAAGAUCCACAUCCUGGUGACUCUCCUGAAUGGUGAGAACGGUUCUCAGUAUGCCACUGUCCAGUCAAUGGUCAAGUAUGAGCUGGAGAACGACCUAGUGGACCUGACCAAGAGAGGCAGCCAUCCAGAGUCCGGCUGCCGCACCCUCCUGAGGCUCCACCGUGCACUGAGGUGGCUGGAGCUCUUCCUGGAGCGCCUGCGCACCAGCAGUGAGGACGGCAAGACUUCUGUCAUGUGUUCAGAGGCCUACAAUGAGUCUCUUUCCCAGUUCCACCCCUGGGUGGUCCGCAAGGCUGCAGGCAUGGCGUUCUGCAUGCUCCCGGGGCGCCCUGCUUUCUUUGAGGUGAUGAACGUCGGCCCCACGGAGCAGGUGGUGGCCAAGCUCGGGGAAGCUCUACCUCUCAUCUCUGAGGUGUACCAGAUCACAGAGGAACUUUACACUCAACAAAACUUGAUGAACUUACCAUAGAGAUCAAAAAGUACUAUUAUUAGCCACUUCAUACAUUACAUGAUUGCAAGGGCUGUCAAUCAAGCUGCUAUUUGUUUUUGUUUACUUAAGUGUUGUUUAUCAUCUGCAUAGUGUUAUUAAUUAAGCAUACGUUCACUCACACUAAUCUGUAACUUCUAUAUUUCCAUUUUUUUUAAUGAUGCAUAAAGUUACUGUCAAUUAAAAUGUUGCAUGUUUAUCUGCACUCUUUAAUAAUGGAUCUCUUUCAAAUUCAACUUUUGCUUCUAGAUGUAUACUAUUAUUAUUAUUUUAGUAGAUGAAGGGAAUAGUUGGGCCCAAGUCUUAGCUCACUGCCAAAAGCUUUUUGUUUUAUUCCAAACAUAUCUACAAAAAUAAUCUACAGCUAUUUUGACAAAUAAUUUAUCUUCUUUUUUUUUCAAGCAACAAAUUAAAAACACCAAAUCUCUUUUUUAAGGUUCUGAAAUAAUAUAAGAAAUGUGCUGCCCUUCUUAAUAUGUUGUUGUUGACAGAUUUCAUUAUUUGCACAUUGAUAAUCAUAGUAAAUAGAUAGAUAGAAAUUAAUUAAUGAAAAUAAUAAUAGUUGCUGCUCUAUUUAGAACCGAUAGCAAUAAUGAUUUCAUACAUUAGAGAAAUACAUGUUUGACAUAAUGUAACAAUAGGGCCAUUAGGUCAAGUAUUUGAUACCAUAUUCCACUCACACACUGACAUAUCUUGCUAAUAGAUCAUGAAUGUGAUAUUGUAUGAUACCAGAUAAAUCUCUAUGGUCUUGUUGUAAAAAUUACAUUUAAAAAACCAACAACAAACUGCAGCCUUAAUGGGAGAGAAGCAGUUUCUAAAACACUUCUUCAGUGACGGUAAAGUCUAAAAGUGCCAACCGCAUUUAAUUUAUCUGAGACAUUACUUUAUAUUUAAAAAACACAUCAGUUUGAUGGCAAAUAUUAAGAAACCAAAUAUUAAGACAGAUUUAAAGAGGAAACAAAGAUUUUUGCAGUGGACAGAGUUGCGAACCCAACUAAAUACGAUCUCAAUGCAGUUUUUUUAACGUAUAAAUCAAACAAUACACUAUUGUUAUUUAUUUAUUUUUAAGUGAUUGAUAUAUUGUUUCUUAAGAACGUACUGUAUUAUAGACAAUUAAAAUAGAAUGUAUAAACAGUGUUGCACAAUGAAAAUGGUUUACUUGGUUGAUGUUUGUGAAUUUGUGUUUUGUUCGAUCAGACAAUCAUGUUUUCAUUUUGAGUAAAUGAGGACACAAAUUACCUCUCAUUGUGUCAUAUUUUUAUAUU